ACCAAACGACCGGCCACGGUCACACCGUUCACUACACAACUUGCUGCUACAAACGCGUUUUUUUUUUGUUGUACAAAUCUAAAAUACAAGAAUUAGGAUUAGUUAACAAGCUCCUAGUGUUUAACAAAGUACACCUUUAGUUAGCUUUACAGUUAGUUUCCCGUGGUAAGCGAAUGCGACGGCAAUUGCAAUCAAUUACCAUUAGCGAAGAGGCGUGAGCGUGACGAAAAGAGAGCGAAGCAAAACACAACUAAACGAGACAGGACUUGAAUAGGAGGCAGAAAAAAAUCGAAAUAGGCUGCAAGAAGCUGCAGGCCAAUGACAAUUGCAGCGCAUUAAUAUAUAAAUCGUAAAACUACACAGUCCAACAGGAAAAGAAGCUAGGAUUUAGAGCGAUGUAUGCAGGAACAUAUCCACCCAACGCCGGAGGCGUGCAGCAACACACGGGCGGCGGCUACUACGGUAACGGUGCAGCCGGAGGCGCAGGCGGAGGCAACGGACCGCGCCACGAGCGUCCCUUUUAUCCGCGCAACAACUUUGCCGGUGCCGGCGGAGCAGCGGCCAUAAAUGGAGCGGCCGGUGCCGCCGGUAGCAUGCACUUUGGCCAGCCGUACGGCGUAAUGGCCUAUGGCAUCCAGAAUGGCAUGGGCAUUGGAGCCGCAGCCGGAGCUGGAGGCAAUCCCUACCGUCAGCAGAACGGUGUGACCUUUGCCGGCAAUGGACUUGGAGGCGGUGCAGGUGGUAAUGGCGUCGGUGGUUAUGGCGGCCCGCGUGGCAAGAAUCCCAGCUAUGGACAGCGGUACCAGAAGCCGCACAACGGCGGUGGAGGUGGCUACCAAAGUAAUAACUACAAUGCCGCCGCUCUGGGCAUGCUUUCUAAGGAGGAGCGUGCCGAGAUUCAGCGAGAGAAGGCCAAGAAUCCGGGCCGCAAUCUGGUCAAACCGAUUUGGGAGAACCUGGAGCCGUUUCACAAGGACUUUUAUAUUGUACAUCCCAACACCUUGGCCAAGUCCGAGCAGCAGGUGGCCGACAUUCGUCGCGAUUUGGAGAUCACUGUGACUGGGCAGGAGUUACCACAUCCCGUGGUGAGCUUCGAGGAGAGCUCGCUGCCAGCUCAUGUCAUCGAAGAAAUGACGCGCCAGGGCUUCACCAAGCCCACGGCCAUCCAGUCACAGGGCUGGCCCAUCGCCCUCUCUGGUCGCGAUCUGGUCGGCAUCGCCCAGACGGGUUCCGGCAAAACGUUGGCCUACAUGCUGCCAGCCAUUGUGCAUAUUUCCAAGCAGCCGCCCAUAAUGCGCGGCGAGGGACCCAUCGCCCUGGUGCUGGCACCCACACGUGAACUGGCCCAGCAGAUCCAGUCGGUGGUGCGUGAUUAUGGGCAUCUGUGCAAGCCCGAAAUACGUCAUACAUGCAUCUUUGGAGGAUCGUCCAAGGUGCCUCAGGCCCGGGACUUGGAACGCGGCGUUGAGGUGAUAAUCGCCACACCCGGUCGUUUGAUUGACUUUCUAGAGAAUCGGAACACUAACCUUCAGAGAUGCACCUACCUGGUGCUGGACGAGGCGGACCGCAUGCUGGACAUGGGCUUUGAGCCCCAAAUCCGUAAGAUCAUCGAACAGAUUCGCCCGGACCGUCAGGUGGUGAUGUGGUCCGCCACCUGGCCCAAGGAGGUGCAGGCCUUAGCGGGCGAUUUCCUAAACGAUUACAUCCAAAUUAACAUUGGGUCGAUGAGCCUGUCAGCCAAUCACAACAUUCGCCAGAUAGUAGAGAUCUGUACCGAGAUGGAGAAGCCGCAGCGCUUGGUGCGUCUGCUCAAGGAGAUUGCUCCAACCAUCAAUAAUGCGGCCAACAAUGGACAGAAAAUUAUCAUUUUCGUUGAGACCAAGAUUAGGGUUGAGGAGAUAUUACAGAUCAUCCGCACCGAGGGAUACACCGCCACCUCCAUUCACGGCGACAAGACCCAGAAUGAGCGUGAUUCGGUGCUAAAGGAUUUCCGCAACGGCAAGUCGAAUAUUCUGAUUGCCACCGAUGUGGCCUCACGCGGUCUGGACGUUGAGGAUUUGCAGUAUGUGAUUAACUAUGAUUAUCCCAACUCAUCCGAGAAUUAUGUGCAUCGCAUUGGGCGCACGGGACGCUGCCAGCAGCUGGGCACCGCCUACACCCUUUUCACGCCCGACAAUGCCAAGCAGGCGCGUGAGCUGAUCUCAGUGCUGGAGGAGGCGGGUCAGACGCCGUCGCAAGCGCUUUUGGACCUCGCACGCUCAAUGCCAAGCAGCGGAUAUCGCGGCAACAAGCGCUGGAACAACAAUGGGAGCGGUGAUCGCAGCCAUGGCGGUCACAACGGCGUGUAUCAGCAGCGCAAUAGCAAUCCGCUCAACUAUCAGGCGGGAGGCAACGGCGGCGGCGGCUACAAUAACAAUCGAGGGGGACCACCCAACGGCAGUGGCUACCCACAGUAUGCCGCUGGCGGCAAUAACUAUCAGCAGAAUGGAGGUGGUGGCGGUAUGGGCGGCAAUUGGAACCGCAUGAACCAAAUGGGACAGGACGGAAGCAGUGGCGGUGGACAGCAACAUCGCAACGGGAGCACCUAUCGCCCGAGGGCGCCCUUCAACAGUGGCGGACCUCGAGCCAUAAUGGGCCACCAUGGUGGUGGUAAUGGCGGUGGUGCUGGCGGAGCUGCCGGAGUCGGCACCGGACCCCAGCCGCAUAUGGCGCACCAGCAGGGCGGUCAGUAUAUGCCGCAGGCAUAUCGCAGUCGUGGACAAUUUGUGCCCCAAGGCGCCGGAGCUGGGGGCAUGCCGCCGCGCUUCCAACAGUUGCCGAAACGUGACUACCAACAGCCGGGUGUACAGCACUAUCAGCCGCCGCCGCAACAGCAGCAGCAGCAGCAACAGUUGGCUCAGCAGUUGGCCCAACAGCAGCAGCAGCAACAGCCCAAGCCAUCCAAGGAUGAUGGCAGCAACUAUGCACCGCCGCCGCAGCCGGCUGCGGUAACAACACCAUUAGUACACUACACGCCGGCCAAUUCGCCGCCCAUUGCGGCCGUAGCAGCAGCCGCUGCCCGAGCUGCAGCCGUCGCCCCGGCACCACCACCUGGUGCCGCCUACAUGUACGAAGCGGCCGGAGUGCUGACCACAGCAGCGGCUCCGGGCACAAAUCCGUAUGCCAAUCAGUUUAGCAUGCCGGCCACCUAUUAUGCCGCACAGCAUCAGUUCACCCCGGUCGCGGCUGGACCAGCACCCGGGCCGGAGCAGGCCGGACAACUUUAAGGAGGCAACGUUAACAAUGACGGGUGGCGCAAUGGCGCGAUGGCGGACGAUGACUACGACACGGACAAAGAAUAGAUUUACACUCAAAAACACACACACAACACAGCCAAGGAAAGAGUAAUGCAAUUAGAAUGCAUAUGAUAUGAUGAAAAAUAUGAAGAAGAUCGAUUUUGCAAGCAUAAAAGAGCGAACAGUAACACUUUGUUUUCCUUUUAUUUUUUGUACGUGCUUCCUUCCACUACUUGCUACUAUAACUACCUACUUUUGUUAGAAUCCCCUUUGUUGUGUUCUUUUGACGCGCAUUAUAUUGACUUUGACCUAACAUUCUUUUAUUUACUGUUGCUGCUGUUCUUUUGGGGCAAAAACGGCCAACGAAAAUCGAAAUCAAGCGCCAUUACUGCUACGAAUCGGACCGGAGAGCAUGCGCGCGCCCGAGGAAUAGAUCGAAAGCCCGAAACCACUUUGUCCUCAAUGAGGUAAAACACCAAAACAAACAAGAACAACUCGAAAAUGAAAAUUGAAACUAGUUUUUAAGCUUUUCCAAACACCAAACACACACACACACACACAACACAUACAUAUUCUGACAGUUGCAUGUUAUUCGAAUGAUUACAAGGAAUAUUUACCGGUCAGUAGUAUCGGGCGAAACGAGAGAUAUAUAUACAUUUUGUUAACAAACAGACACAUAAGCACACUAUUAGUUAAGUGAUAUUCAUGUGUAUUAGCCAUUACACGAGACACUACACCACCAAUUCGAAAAACUGUUAUAACAAAGUGAAAAAGAAAGCGAGAAAGAAGGGAAAUGAAUACGAGGAAACAAAAAGAAGAACCCCUUUCACUAACUUGGUUGGUAUGAAAUGAACGGUUUGCUUAUAAUAACAACACUCAUCCAAAUAUAUAUGCAUACAAGUCUAUAAUUUUAUUAUUUUUUUUAAUAUUAUAUCCGAAACGGCGACAAAUUUGCAACAAACCAUUACAACAAAGGGAAAAUUGAAGCUCUUACGCGAAAUUCUUACACACAAUUUCAAUUUCAAGUGAAACGCAGCGAGCGGCUGAUCAUAAUAAUACAUAUUUAUCUAUAUAUAUAUAUAUAUAUUGGUUUUUUUUUUCUUUGGCAUUUUGCGCAACACGAGAUACAAAAGAUAGGAGCACAUUUUUUCGAGAAAGGGCAGCGCUGCUUUGGUAGGAAGUAUGUAAAGAAACUAACUGACAAACAAUCGAUGAUAGCCAGACAAUUGAGAACCCACAAACACAACAAAUACACCACAAACCCACACACCAAGCACCACACACAUGCACACACUUUAAAGAUUUAUCAUUUAAUUUCCCAUUUUGAUGCAGAUUCGAGCUUGAUUUAAUGGAGAUUGAAGCGAAAACCCCAAUUUUUUUGAGUAUAACCGUAGGUCCCCUAAACCCCUAGACUAGAGCGGAAAAAACAUCGGUGUUUAUCGAUUCAAAAUCGAUAUUUCCGUACUAAAGAACAUGAAAAACUUGGACUCUUUUUUUUUCCAGCUCUAAGCCUAGACCCUCGAAACUUAACUUAACACAUCAUUCGCAUGAAUUAUAUACAAAAAGGAGGUUUUUUCAAAAGUUCUAUGCAAAUACUUGAAAACUUGAAAUAUAUGUAUAUAUUUAUUAAAUUACAACUACUUUUCAAAUAUUCCAAGUUCAACGUGAAUUGACCAAAGAACAAAGAUUGCAGAAUCAGUUGAAAAGAAUUAUUAAAUCGUAUAAGAAAAAAGCUAAGAAAAUUCAAGAAAGUGAAGAAAAAAGAAAGGACGCCACAUUCAUCCAUAAAAAGAAUCGAAAUGCGAAGAGUCUAAAAAGAAGAACGCACAGAAGGGAAGAAGAAGAACGAACGAAUGAGAAUAAUGCCAAGCAAUGCCACACGAAAAUAAUGAUAAUAAUAAUACAGCAAACAUAAUGCAUACUUCUGACUUUCCAAAAAGAAAGAAAAAAACAAGAAGCUCGUUUUCCCAAUUCCCGCAUAGAUUAUGUUGUAAUUUCUUGUAUUCCUUUUUUCCUUUUAUUAUUAUUACCCUUUGGCCGUUCAGAGAGAAGCAGUAGCGGGCGUAGUAGUAACAUUAACCAAUUGGCAGCUCCACAGUUAUAGCAGUUAUAUAGUUAGCCGUAAAAUCGUAAAAAUCCAUUGUUGAGUGCAAAAAGCCGUGUCGACCGUGUCUGUCUGUCCAAGCCAAGCCAUGUCUAGCAGAAACAGGGUUGUUGUGCUAGCAAGCAGUGGCACGCAGUUGCGUUGUCCUUAAGCAGUACAAAAAAAAAAAUUCGAAACCGACGAUUAAUCGAAAUAGAAAUCGGGAUCGGAUUCUUCGUUUGAAGAAUAAUGGGGGACAUAAUUCUACAGAGGGGUAAACACGAAAAGUAAACACACAAAGCAAAUAGAUGAAAAUCAUGUAGAUUAUAUUUAUAUAUAUAUUUGUUAGCCGAAAAAAAAACACACACAAACUGGGGAGUGAUGGAGGGAACAUUUCUACAAAUUCGUUCAUUCUUUUUUUUUUUUAAUUUUAUUAGUUUUCUAAUAAUUCUUAGCAAAUAUCAAGAUGAAAACAAAGAAAGCUAGGAAAAAGCUUGGGGAUAUUUAUACAUGUAUAUCGUCAACGCAAGGAUCUCUUUGAAGCGAAUUAAACCAAUUAUUGGGGGUCGAAGGGAAGACUAUUUCAAUAUUUUGAUAUUUAUAUAUAUAUGCCUACUGGGCGGCAAACAGCAGGAGGAGGAAGAGGAUAGUCAGGAUCAGGUGGAAAUAGACAAUUUUAGAUUUUCUUUAAUAUGCCAAAUUUAUUCGGGGGUCUUGCAUAAAUCACUAGAGAUUUGAAUUCCCUUAAAAAUGUGUCUGAAAGAAUGCAAUAAAUAUUAUCGAUUACCAAAUUCAGUGUAGAUUCGUUUUUUUUUUACCAAGUAACUUUUUUAAGGGAUUUCAAAGCCCUAGCGAUUUGUAUAGUUGUUUCUUUUGGGGUCCUGGGUUUUGUCAUUUCCUCCUUUGAAUCUCCUCUUAGAGGGUAAACAACCAACUGCAACUGAGUAUUUGUAUUUCUUUAUUUCAUUUGUAUGUACUCUAGAAUUGAAUUGUCAUCUGUCUGACUUGAGAAAGGUGUAAGGUUCUGAUAAUUUUUAUUUUUCUUACUUUUUAAUUAUGAUUUCGAUGCAACCGAAUUGUGAUGAUGUGAUAGACUUAUAUAAACAAACGAAAAUACAAAAGUACUAAUUAAUAACCAAUUUAAAUGAAGUAACGCAGCGGCCUCUCCGACAAAAGGCCAGGCCAAAACUGAUACUGAAACUGAAAAACAAAAACAAAAACAAAAAACUGAAACUGACGCAGAGAGAAACUGCAUCUGGUUCUGAAUCAGUGUCUGGAUCAGAAGAGGAAUAUGAAUAUAUGUUAUGUAUUUGUAUUAUUGUCGUUGUCGUUGUCGCUUAUAUAGACAAUGUCUGAUGGCUAAAAUAUAUGUAUUAUGGAUGACUUGAGGCAUACAUUCUUUUUUUGAAGAAAUAAAACUAUAGUGCGCGAUAUUUGUAUUGUAUUUAUCUAUAAGUUGUGUACACAAGCACACACACUGCGAAACAAACCAAACAACAAACAAACAAACAAAAAAAAAAAAAAGGAAAAACGAAAAAAAAACACGGGAUACACACGAAACCAAAAUGAAACAAAGAAAAUAACGAGAAAAAAAGAGCAAAAGAAGUUGAAACUGAUAAAAAUUUAAGAGUAACUGAAAACCGAAGCCCAAAAAAAAUAUCGAGAAGGGGGAAGCGAUCGCGAUUCGUCGUCCUUUUCGCGUUUUUAAAAGCAAAUCCUUUGUUUAAGUCCCAAUCGAUCGCUCUCUCUCUCUCUCUUUAUAUAUAUCUCUGUCCCUCAAUCCUGUUAUAUAUAUAUACAGCAUAUAUAUAUAUAUAUAGCUUUCCCUGUCUCGCAGUCUCCAAGUCUCGGUGGCUCUUCUUAAACGAUAGAUUUAAAUCGAUAGAAAUUCGCAUAGACAUAUAUAUUUUUGAAAGUAUAGAAAUGCAACUUUUGAAAAAAUGCAACCAAAAAAGGAAAAACGAAAGACUAAAGCCAAAAACAAAGUGAAUUCAAUUGUUAUGAAUCAGAAACAAUAAAACAACACACGUGAGGCUCCACUAAAAUUUUAAAUGGAACACGCAAAAUAAGUGCCGUUAAUCCGAUAGUUUGUAUAGCUGUUUUUUGUUUUCUUUUCUUUUGUGUUCGAGAUCCAAAAAAGGACACCCAUACACACACACAAACAAACUCGUUUUUGGUUUAGUUUUAGUUUUUCUUCUUUGUUUAUUUUUUUUUUGUUUUGUUUUUUGUUCUAAGCCUUUCGUUUCUUAACUAAAAAAUAUAUACAUUGUACAAAUAUGUAUGUAUGUCGUAGGCGAUAAAGUGAAAUGCAUUUACCGUUACAGUGCGCUUCGCACAAGUGCCAAAAAUGCAGAGAAAACAAACACAUGGACACAACCCCCACAUCCACACCGACACCCACGCACCUACACACACACACACACACACACACACACAAACACGCGCCACACACACACACAUUUCUUGUAUGAUGAUACAAACACACGCAAGCGAAAUGAGACAAACAAACAUAUUUACAUACAAAACCUACAAACAAGCAUACUUUUAAGCGCCAAAGUUAGGAGCGGCUUUUGAGGUCCGAUAUCAACCCACAAAACAAAAAAAAAAAAAAAAAAAAAAAAGCGGUUGAAGUAAACAAAGAAGAAGAAAACAAAACGUUAGAACAAAUUAUUAAGACGCAGCAGCCACUGAUCGUAAGUUAUAAGCUAAAUUUGUAUUCGGCCGCAAAUCCAGGAGCAGAAGGAACUUAAACUUAAAAGUAAAAAAGAAAAGUUUAAACCAAAACCCAUUGUGAUAACAGCUGCGUAACGAAACACACGUUAGAAAAACCUUAUGACGAUAGAAAGACGGGAGAAUGUUUUAUUGUCAUUUACUUACAUAUACUUACUUGUAUUUCGAUAGCAAUUCGAUAAGUGCAAAUCUUGAGGGGCGGGCAUCAGGCCCCAUCCCCCCCCCCCACUGAGUCCUAAAUAAUAAAAAUUCAAUCAAAAAGCAAAGCAAGCCAACAAAUUAAUCCAAACUAGUUUUUAAACAACCAACCUCACUUGAAACACACACACAAACACACGUAUUUUAUUGAUUUGAAGAGAAGGAUAAGGAGGAGGAAAACAUGAGAACUUUUCUUGAUUUUCAUUUGUUGUGUUGAUCAAUGCAAAUUUUAGCAAAACAAAAAAAAAACAAAACAAAAACGUUACAAAAGAAUUCAAGAGGAAAACGCAAAUUCUUAGCCAUUUCGAACGAGCGUGCAUUUAGAACCUAACAUCAAAUAUAUUACAAGCGAACCAUUUGAAUAAUUUCUAAUAUUACCAUAGAUCACUAACACAAAUGCAACUGAGGAGUCAGAAUCAGGCGAUGGUGAUGAUGAAGAUGAAGAUAAUGAAGCAGACAGUAAUGUUAAUGCAAAAUGUAAAUGGAAAGAGAAGAGGAAGAAGGAGGAAGAAGCUAAGCAAACGAGUUUCAAUAAAUGUUUGCGGCUUAAGCUUAAGUUAGCACACACACACACACACACAUACACACAAUAUUAUAUUAAUUAUAAAAAAUCCGUAUAUAUACAUAAAUAUAUAUAUAUAGAUAUAUAUAAUAUAUGCAAUUUAAUGCAUAUUUGCACUUCCCCUUUCUCCGUAAAAAAAAAAAACCAAAACAAAAAAAAAAAAACAAUAAAUAAUCAAGCAUCGGAGAACUUGGCAAAAACUAAUGGAGAAACCUAAAUUGUAAUCAAUUUACCUAUCUUAUUUACUACAUAUGUAUACCCAUAAAGAACCCCGUCCCCAUUUGGAAAUCAAACUCCAAAAUCCCUCACCCCAAAAUGUUAAACACGAAACCUAUGAAACGCAUAAAUAUAAUAAAUAUGUAAACGGGCAUGUUUACAAAACAAAAAAGCGAAAUGGAUAUCUUCUAUGUAAUUAAUAAACGCCAACAAAAAUCAAUUUUAAAUCAUUAAAA
Molecule: messenger RNA, 9300 nt
Organism: Drosophila kikkawai
Lineage: Eukaryota; Metazoa; Arthropoda; Insecta; Diptera; Drosophilidae
Gene: mahe
Product: maheshvara
Cellular component (GO): ribonucleoprotein complex; nucleus; cytoplasm
Molecular function (GO): ATP binding; RNA binding; RNA helicase activity
Source: RefSeq, a predicted model, not a curated record